AUGAUAAGCCCAGGAGGCACCCGUAUCGCAAUUGAUAAAAGCAAUGCGCUCAGCCGCAGGUGGACCAAAGAGGAAGAUAGUUUAUUCAAUUGUUCGUUUGAGCAAACAAGCACAACCGUCCCGGAAAACAAAUAUUUUAAAAUACGACCUAAGGUUAAGAGACGUAAAUGGACAAAUCAAGAAGACGAAUUGCUUCGUCUUUGUUAUGCUCUUCAUAGGGAAGAAUGGUUGGUUAUUGCAGAACAUAUGCAAGAAAGAAGCCCAAGAUCCUGUCGCGAAAGAUGGAAAAUCAUAAAUGCCAAUUGGAAUCAAAAGGAAAUCAAAAAGUUGGAAGAGAAUAUCGAAAAAUAUGGAGAGGAUUGGAAACAAGUUGUCAAAGGUCUACCUG
This is a messenger RNA of Paraglomus brasilianum, 388 nucleotides long. NCBI's taxonomy places the organism in Eukaryota, Fungi, Glomeromycota, Glomeromycetes, Paraglomerales, Paraglomeraceae. The record is from the annotation of a GenBank genome assembly.